AUGGGUUUCCCCAACAUUUCUCCGUAUCCACCACCGCCCCCGCUGGAGCUCCUCGCCAAAACCAAGACUCUCGCCCCUGCGAGUGUUCUCACAAAAUGCAUCUUCGACCCUCACUUACCUGUCAAUGCAUUAUCGGUCCUUCCAAAUGCUAGUCGAACCUCUUUAUCCAAGGCCCCUAGUACUGGUAUUGAAAGGUCUGCUUCACCCAGCCGCCGACAUCCACACGAUCAAGAAGCUAUUGAGAUGAACGUGCUCGGAGAAAAGCCCGUAGACUCUACCUCUAUGUCAUCAAUGGCGGCUCCAGAGAUCCCUGCAUGGACUAUGAGCACUAAAAAAGAGUGGAUUGCAAUCAUGGCGUGCUGCUCGUGUUUGUUUAUGGCGGGAUGGAACGACGCUACUACCGGUCCUCUUUUGCCUACCAUACAAGCGCAUUAUGGAGUAAACUUCACCAUUGUUUCCAUGCUUUUCGUAUCCAAUUGUGUUGGUUUCAUCUCUGCUGCUGUGAUCAAUAUUCAUUUAACCGACCAACUGGGAUUUGGAAAAGUCAUUUUGCUAGCAUAUGCAGUGAACGGAUUCGGCAUUGCGCUCCAAGACGCUCAGGCAAAUGGAUUUGUAGCAGAGUUGCCAAACAAUGCGUCCGCCAAGAUGGGCUUGCUCCAUGCGGUUUACGGUGCUGGUGCAUUUAUUGCCCCACUUGUGGCUACCCAAUUUGCUCAGCUGCAAAGAUGGUCCUUCCACUAUCUAACUUCUCUAGGAGUUUCUUUGGCCAAUGCGAUAGUUUUGUUGGUCGUAUUCAAGCUUCGGAGGCAACAUGAUAUUAUGGGCCUACCCGACCCCAAUACCGCGCAUGCCCACACUGAAGUAGCUCAAGCCUCAGGUAGUAGCAACAAAUACAAGCAAAUAUUCAGCUCGCGCGCGGUCCAACUAAUGGCUUUCUUUGUCUGGGUCUAUGUUGGGGUGGAAGUCACCAUUGGAGGCAACCCACUGUAUCCUAUUGCGAUGAACAUUACGGGAGCAAUUGUUCCAAAACGAAUUCUCACCGGAAGUAUUGGCUGGAUAGCAUCCUUUGGUCAAGCUGGAUCCGCUGUCUUUCCAUUUAUGACUGGUGCCUUGGCUCAAAAGCGUCAGAGUUCUGCAACCCAUGUUGGUUGGAAUGAUUUCGGCACUUAUGUCCUUUGGACGCUGAUCCCAGCCAGUCCACAACGCCGUGGAGACUGA
Messenger RNA from Rhizoctonia solani, 1218 nucleotides. RefSeq names its product major facilitator superfamily transporter. Bases 1 to 1218 code for a protein of 405 amino acids. The transcript has 13 exons. Lineage: Eukaryota; Fungi; Basidiomycota; Agaricomycetes; Cantharellales; Ceratobasidiaceae. Gene Ontology annotation, cellular component: membrane. The record is from RefSeq and is a predicted model, not a curated record.